CAUCAUGGAGGUUUGUGGUAUUUGUAAACGUAAUAGUUCGACUAAAGUUUGUACAUCUUGCCGUCACUAUAUUUGCAGCGAAUGUAUGCCAUCUCAUUUAGAACUGCAGUACUGUAUGAUUGGUAAACAAAAUUCAACUGCCGAUUACUUAUGUGGCAGUCAUACGAAACCUAUUUCAGGAUACUGCAACGUGUGUUGCAAAGUAGUAUGCACAUACUGUAAAAUUCAAGCAGACCAUUCUAUCAUUUCUCCAAGUCAAACAGCAGCUAAUAUCAAGAACGACGUACACUGUAUGAAGGGAGUCAUGAAUGAAAAAUUGACAGAGCUAGCGUAUGAUAAGAAAGUAUAUAAAGAAAAAGAGAAAGAGCUUAUGGUUAUACAUGAAAAAAUAAAAAACCAAGACAAAACAAGAAUGCAUACCAGCCCUUGGUUAGGGGAAUGUAAAGUUGCUAGUAUAGAAGAACAAAUUGAGGAACUAAAAAAGAGUUACCAAAGAAAACAUAUGUUAAUUAAAACAGCGGAAUCUAAUUUAGAGUCAGUUUAUAAAGAAACAUACUCAUUGAGAAUCUUGUCUUCUUGGAUUAAGUUCAAAAGUGCAAUAGAAGACUAUGAUAAAAUAGCACAAUGCAGACAGUUAGGUAAAGCUGCAGCAUUUCACUCAGAUCUCGAAAAUAAAGCAUAUUUGGACAGGAAGUUAGUAAACCCAGGACAUGAGGAACAGUUCCCUCCUCCAAAUCAACAAGUUACAGUUGAUGAUCUUGCAUCACAGUUAAUGACAGUGACAAUAAAUGAUGGGACUGAACACCCUGAUGAGCCCAGAACAAGCGAAGCAUCAUUAAGCACAACGCAAGAUUUGAUAGGUGUGCUUUACACAUAUGCGUCUAAUGCCAAAGAAGCGGAGUGUCAAAAAAGCAAAGGGGUACUAUUUGAAAUAAAAGUAGCUCCUGAAAUGGAAGUCGUCAAGCAACAAACUGAGUAUAUUCUGAAGUACAUGCAUGAAAAAACAAAUGAAUGUUUUGAUAAGGAAAAAGAUUUGGAGACUUUAAAUCACAAAUACGCAAGUUGGACGAUUGAUAUAGACUCAAAAGAAGCAGAAAUAAGAACUCAAUUUGAAUUAGAUAUGAAGACGAAGGACAAACGAAUAGAAACAUACACAAAAGAGAUAGAAAUAAUGGAAUUGAAACUGUUAAAACAAGAAGGAGAAUAUAGUUCCAAACACAAGGAAAUGGAAAAACUAAAAACAGUUACCUUUAAUCAGAUGAAGAAAGCACAAGAGCAGAAUCAAAUCGAGUUUAAGGCAUUAGAAAUUCGUAAUACAGAAUUACAAUUCAGUCUCGCCGAGGAGAAAGAGAAAGUUGCCAAACUGCAGGGAGAGAGGCUUACUUUACAUAAUCAUAUUAUUAUGAAAGAUAAGGAAAUUCAACGAGUGACGAAAGAAAAUGUAGACAAAAAUUUAAGUAUUGCCAAGGAGAAAGAAACUGUAAUAUUGCUUCAACAUGAAAAGGCUUCUUUGCAUAAUCAUAUUAUCAUGAAGGAUAAACAAAUUCAACGCGGAAUGAGAGAAAAGGAGGACAAAAUUUUAAGCUCAUUUCAAAAACAGUUGGAACAGCAAAAAGAAAAGGAAAAACAGUUGAAGUUGAUAUUGAAGGAAAAAGAUGAUAAGAUAUCCGCUUUAAAAAAAGAAAAAGAUGACAAAAUUCAAUCUUUACGAAACGAAAAAGAUGACUUGCAAACAAGACUGAGCAGUAUUGCAGGUGAAAAAUUGACAGCUGGAAAUCCAGCUAUAACAGAUCUUGGUGAUCCGAAUCGGCCAAUGAAGAUUGGUGAAAUGUACGGAGAACUAUAUGAUAAUGAAUGGACAGAUGCAAUGGAUGUCACUGUCGAAGUCAAAGAAUAUUAUCCUGGCAUGGAUUCAUCCGAAAUCGAGGAAAUUGUUAUUCGUCAUUUGUACAGAAUAUUAAUGUGCACUUUUCAUCAAUGUGUGUCUUUUUCUACUGAACAACUGAACAUCAUCAGAAAAAGUAUUUCGACGACACUUCACUUAGAUAUUAAUUAUAAUGACGAAUCUGCUUCAUUUCCUGUGUGUAAGGAAAUCAUUCAAAUCAGAAGACAGAGUACCGAGAAAAGCGUAAAUUUCCUUCUUGAAAAUCAGGUUCUUCAAGAGAAAAUGGUAUUGCAUGACUGGGAAUAUGAAUACAAGAACGAACAUUUGGUAUUAUCAUUAAUGAAAACUCCUUUCUUUGAAAAGUGUAUUCGUCUUUGUUGGUUAAUGGCUAUUCAGGAUCCUAAUAUGCAUUUGGAGGAAGAUCUUCAACCAGGUUCAAAAUUUGAUAAAAACAUAUAUAAAGAAUUUGUACGGAGUGGUGACAAAGUUAGAUACGUAGUUUGGCCAGCAAUGUUCCUGCACAUAGACGGACCAUUGCUCUAUAAAGGUGUUGUCCAAGCAUACUGGCAGCAAUGACUGCAGUGAA
This is a messenger RNA of Mytilus trossulus (common blue mussel), 2471 nucleotides long. RefSeq names its product centromere-associated protein E-like. The record is from RefSeq and is a predicted model, not a curated record. Lineage: Eukaryota; Metazoa; Mollusca; Bivalvia; Mytilida; Mytilidae. The transcript is spliced from 12 exons. Bases 5 to 2461 code for a protein of 818 amino acids.